AUGGCUGCUCGUGCUGCUGCUGCUGCAGUCGAUCUGGCCAAGAUCUCCAACCUGGGUCUUGGCAAGCAAACGCUCGCUCAGAUCUCGGCUUUCCGUAAGCGUGCCGACGAUGCUAAGCGUCAACUUGCUCAGCUCAAGCAACAGAACACCGACGUUGAUUUCGCCCACUACAACAAGGUGCUUCGCAACAAGGAUGUCGUCUCUCAGGCUCAGAAGAUCUUGAGCGAGUUCAAGCCUGUUACUUUUGAUGUUAAGGCUCAGCUGAAGGCUAUUGAUGCUUUCGAGGCCAAGGCUGUCGAACAAGCCCAAGCCUCAUCGUCCAAGAUCGAAGCCGAACUCAAAGACCUCAAAUCCACCCUUCAGAACAUCCAAGAUGCUCGCUCCUUCGACCAGCUUACUGUCGACGACGUUGUUGCCGCUCGUCCCGAGAUCGGUCGCACGGUCGAUGAGAUGGUUAAGAAGGGUAAAUGGACUACUCCCGGUUACGAUGAGAAGUUCGGAAACCUUUCGGCUCUCUAA
This is a messenger RNA of Ustilago hordei, 519 nucleotides long. Its product is annotated as putative ATP7 - F1F0-ATPase complex, FO D subunit. NCBI's taxonomy places the organism in Eukaryota, Fungi, Basidiomycota, Ustilaginomycetes, Ustilaginales, Ustilaginaceae. Gene Ontology annotation, molecular function: proton transmembrane transporter activity. The transcript has 2 exons. The record is from RefSeq and is a predicted model, not a curated record. The coding region runs from base 1 to 519 and encodes 172 amino acids. Gene Ontology annotation, biological process: proton motive force-driven ATP synthesis.